AGCCCAGGCAGGCUGGGGGAGGGACGACAGCGGCGCCGAGGAGAAUGAAUAAUUGAAGUAGAGGGGAGGAGGAAGAAGAGGAGGAAGAGGAGGAGGCGGGAGCCACCCGGUGGGGUCCUCCCCACUCCGCACCCCACCCCCUCCGCCUCCCGGAAGUCGCUCCCCGCCUCCUGCUCCGCCAACAUGGCCGCGAAGUCUGAUGGAGCGGCGGCUGCGGCCGGCCCGGGGCCGGAGGGGGCGUCCGGAGGAGCCCGGGGCAGUACGGGCGGGCGCGGGGAGGCGGCGGCAGCGGCUGGGGGCCCGGGAGUGACCGGGGAGGGAGGGUCGGGACCGCGCUACGAGCUGCGGGACUGCUGCUGGGUCCUGUGCGCGCUGCUUGUGUUCUUCUCCGACGGCGCCACGGACCUGUGGCUGGCGGCCUCCUACUACCUGCACGGUCAGCAUACCUACUUCGUCCUCACGUUGCUGUUCGUGCUCCUGCCCUCGCUUGUAGUGCAGCUGCUCAGCUUCCGCUGGUUCGUGUACGACUACACGGAGCCCGCGGGGGCCCCGGGACCCGCCGUCAGCACCAAGGACAGCGGCACCGGCGGGCCCUCCAUCAGCACCAAGGACAGCCCCGUCGCCUUCCGGACCAAAGAAGGCAGUCCCGAGCUGGGUCCCCGGCCCGCGCCCUCCUCGGCCAGCGCCUACCGCCGCCGCUGCUGCCGCCUCUGCGUCUGGCUGCUGCAGACCUUCGUCCACCUCCUGCAGCUCGGCCAGGUCUGGAGGUACCUGCGCGCCAUGUACCUGGGACUACAGAGCCGCUGGCGCGGGGAGCGGCUGCGGCGCCACUUCUACUGGCGGAUGCUGUUCGAGAGCGCCGACGUGAGCAUGCUGCGCCUGCUGGAGACCUUCCUGCGCAGCGCGCCGCAGCUCGUGCUGCAGCUCAGUCUCUUGGUGCACCGAGGCGGCUAUCCCGACCUACUGCUCGCCCUCUCCACCUCCGCUUCACUCGUGUCCCUGGCCUGGACGCUGGCCUCCUACCAGAAGGUGCUGCGGGACUCACGGGAUGACAAGCGGCCGCUGUCCUACAAGGGCGCCGUGGUGCAGGUGCUGUGGCACCUGUUCACUAUUGCGGCCCGCAGCCUGGCCUUCGCGCUCUUCGCCAGCGUCUACAAGCUCUACUUCGGCAUCUUCAUUGUGGCUCACUGGUGUAUCAUGACCUUCUGGGUCAUCCAGGGCGAGACGGACUUCUGCAUGUCCAAGUGGGAGGAGAUCAUCUACAACAUGGUGGUGGGCAUCAUCUAUAUCUUCUGCUGGUUCAAUGUCAAGGAGGGCCGCAGCCGCCGCCGCAUGACCCUCUACUACUGCAUCGUCCUGCUGGAGAACGCAGCACUCACCGGCUUCUGGUACUCCAGCCGCAAUUUCUCCACCGACUUCCACUCGCUCAUCCUGGUCUGUGUGGUGGCAUCCAGCUUCGCGCUGGGCAUAUUCUUCAUGUGUGUCUACUACUGUCUCCUGCACCCCAAUGGGCCCAUGCUGGGUCCCCAGGCACCUGGCUGCAUCUGCCCUGAGUCCGCAGAGCCCUGUGGCCCACCAGCCGACGCUGUCACAAGUCCCCCGAGGUCCCUGCCAAGGACUACAGGCGCUGAGCGGGAUGGGGCCUCAGUGGGGGGAGAGCGUGCAGGGACCCCCACACCACCUGUCUUCCAGGUGCGGCCUGGCCUGCCUCCCACGCCAGUGGCCCGCACCAUUCGGACAGAGGGGCCUGUCAUUCGGAUUGACCUGCCUCGUAAGAAGUACCCCGCGUGGGAUGCUCAUUUUAUUGACCGCCGGCUCCGGAAGACCAUUCUGGCGCUGGAAUACUCCUCGCCUGUCACGCCCCGGUUACAGUACCGGAGCGUGGGGACCUCCCAGGAGCUGCUGGAGUAUGAGACCACAGUAUAGGCCACAGUCUCUCCCCCAAAAGGGGUGGGCUUUGCAAGCCUCACAUCAACCACAGUUUUGAGCCUGGAAUUUCAGGGUCACCAGGCUAAGGGGGGACUGGAUCUGGAUCUGUUGGUCCAAAGGUAGAUUGGCCCCAUUGGGUUCUUUCAGGGGAGCGGGCAGCCUUGUGGAGGCCCCAGCCCGAGGCCCUGUUUUCAGCCCUGUGGCCCAUUUCGUAACCCCUCCUUGAACCAGGGCCUGGGUACUCAACUGGUGCUACACUCCUCCUGAGCCACCUGUCCCUCUUUCAUGAAGGCCUCCAUUACCACUUCUGGUGCUGGGGACACCACACCCUCUCCCCUGCCUGGAGUUGCACACGUGUCACCCCUGGCGGGCCUGUCAGAGCAGGAGCAUUGUCUGGGAUCCAUGACUGAGGAGGCCCUGUGCCCCUGAGGGGCUGGUGGGGGUGGGCUGCCUUUGCGGUGGGAGGAGAUCUCUGAGGAUGGGGAAGGCUAUGGAAGAUGUGAGGUGUGAGGUUGGAGCAUCUGGCAGACAAGUGGGUACAGUUCCUGUGGGGUCCAAGGUCAGGAGCCUGGGCAAGAGUGGGA
Messenger RNA from Hipposideros armiger (great roundleaf bat), 2513 nucleotides. It is a transcript of the gene XKR7, whose product is annotated as XK related 7. Lineage: Eukaryota; Metazoa; Chordata; Mammalia; Chiroptera; Hipposideridae. Gene Ontology annotation, biological process: apoptotic process involved in development; engulfment of apoptotic cell; phosphatidylserine exposure on apoptotic cell surface. Gene Ontology annotation, cellular component: plasma membrane. The record is from RefSeq and is a predicted model, not a curated record. The transcript has 3 exons. The coding region runs from base 184 to 1926 and encodes 580 amino acids.